This is a messenger RNA of Drosophila innubila, 1971 nucleotides long. Its product is annotated as protein C12orf4. Gene Ontology annotation, cellular component: cytoplasm. The record is from RefSeq and is a predicted model, not a curated record. Bases 136 to 1743 code for a protein of 535 amino acids. Lineage: Eukaryota; Metazoa; Arthropoda; Insecta; Diptera; Drosophilidae. The transcript has 3 exons.
ACGAAACAAUUGUUCCAGUUCAUUUGAAUAUGUGCUUUAAUUACAAAAAUUGUUGAUAAAACUGGAAACUGUUUAAUUAAUUUAUAAACUGCCUGCACAAUCUCUGGAAGGGCCAGUGCAAAAGGCUAGUAUACAAUGGAGGCCACUCGCACAGUCAGUUUUGUGUAUGCCUAUAAAGACUACGCUGGCAAAGAUUGCGAAGCUAAGUUGGAUAUAAAGUUCCCUUUUGAGGAUGACAGCAUUGAGGAGUUGGUUACUCAGCUUUUGUCGCAAAUGGAUCCCAUGAUGCGGUACUUGGACGAAGACGUUAAUUUGGAGAGAGAACUGCAAUCUUUUAUUGACCUAGAGCAUCAAAAAUUUCUGGACGACAGUGCGGAGAAGUUAAUCAAUCAGGCAGCUAACGGGGAGUUGGACUUGGAGGCAAUUGUGCGAAACACGGAACGUCUUUAUAAAGAGGAGUUGCUACAGUUUGCAGAUCGCGUUGGUCCAAGUGAUGAAGAUAUAUUUGCGCAGAGUUUUCAUCGGCUUGUACACUCUACCUCGUUGGAGGAUAUACUUAAGCGAGAACGUGGCUAUGCCAAGGUCAUCUCUGACAUGACCGAUCUAAUGGACAAUGAAGUGGAAACAUUGAACAACUCGCAGCAGCAGGAAAUGGACAGCAAGAUCAAUCAGCUGGACAUAACGACUACAUCAGAGGACAUUAACAAUUUGUUGGCCCAACAAUACACAACACAGAACUUUGUACGCAAACGCUAUGAAUCUGAGUUGGAGGCGAUGAUGGGUCAUCAGAAAAAUGAGUAUCGUAAUUGGAUAACGAGUCAAGUCAGUCAAAUGUUUCAAGUGUCACCGGUGUCCACGCCAUUGGGCAAUAGAUCCUCCAUGUUCGUGUCGCAGCAGCCAUCGAUGGAGGAAAGCUUUACCAUCCAUUUGGGAUCUCAAUUAAAGCAUAUGCACAACAUACGCAUACUUAGCGCCAAUGUGACGGACUUGUGCAGUCCUCUGCAUGCGGAAGAGAGCCUCAAUGGACUGAACAUGGCAUUGGGUCUAUACUCAAGCUCCCUUUGUGGCGUCGUGGUGCUGACACCAUCCAUACAGGCGCAGGCCAACAAGAACAUAAUCAAGAAUGCCAACAGAUCGACCGAGUUCCAUUUCGAUCAGAUGGAUGUACAGCUGGAGAAGAUUGAGAAGCAGAUACGAGCACUCAACACCAGUGACACGAGCAGCACUCCGAGCCAUGGUAGUGGAAGUGGCAACAGCGCUGAAAGCAGCGCAACAUCUUCGCCAAUUAAACAACAUGUGCCCAAGCUUAAAACCGGGGACUUCUUUAUAACUAAACACUCGAAUCUAUCACAAUCUCAUGUCAUAUUCCAUUUGAUCUCGGACGAGCCCAUCAACAGUCCCAGUGAAAUCAACUCUCGACAUCCAGUGAUUUUGGGACUGCGAAAUAUAUUAAAAACCGCCAGUCGGCAUGAUAUUACAACGUUAACCAUUCCAGCAUUAUUGAGACACGAGAUGAGCGAGGACAUGACUGUUCAGUGGUGCAUUCGACGAGCAGAGCUUGUCUUCAAAUGUGCCAAGGGAUUUAUGAUUGAAUCAGCCUCAUGGGGUGGUGCAGAGUUGAGCACCUUGCAACUGCUGCUUCCACACGAUAUAUCCGAGGAGCUGUUCACUACGUUGGCUGGAAUGGUGCCCAACGUAUUCCGUGUGGCAAAUCCAAAGAUACUCGUUGAUAAUAAUAAAUAAUAAUAAAUUAAACACUUGUAAUUUAUUUAUAUGAAUAUACAUUUUAUUCAGAUUCAUAGUUAUAUUUAUGUUUGUAUGUAUAUGCUUCGAUUUUUUGUUUUUUUUUUGUCGUUUUGCGCAAAAUGUAAAUUAAACACACUCAGAAUUUCUGUAAAUGUUCCUGUAUCCAAUUUCGUCAAUAAUAAUCCAUAGUUGUUAAUUAAAUUUCAAUGCAAUCGUUUUGCAAAC